AGUCGACUCUGUCUGUGCUCGACUCUGAGCCCUAGCCUGAGUUAUUUCUCUAUCGCGAGCACUGCUGUUUCAUUUCUCUGUGCGUGUGUGUGUGUCUGUGGUCGGAUCUGAGAGUCAGUUCUGUCUCCUUAACCGAUCCACGUCUCCAUAAAGAGCGGCUAAAGUGGCUGGUCGGAGCCAUGCGCUUGUGUUCUGUGUGUGUUUGUGCGCUGCUGCUGUGUAUCGGAGCUAACGCAAAUCGCGGAGCCUCGCAUUUAUUAACAGAUGAGAUUCCCUUCAAAAUCAACUGGCCUGGGGAACACUUCACCUUGCCUUCAUCUGGAGCCCUUUAUGAAGAAGAUGACUUCCUUAUUAUGACAACCGCAGAAAAGGAGAAAUACAAGUGUUUACUGCCUUCUUUGUCUAAAGGAGAUGAGGACGACGAGAAGGAGUAUACGGGACACAGCCCAGCUGCCCUUCUGGCACCAUUAUUCCAGCAGAGCAGCUGCUCAUACAGGAUUGAAUCUUACUGGUCCUAUGAGGUGUGCCACGGUAAACAUGUGAGGCAGUACCAUGAGGAAAAAAAAACUGGUCAGAAAUUGAAUAUGCAGGAAUAUUACCUGGGGACCAUGACCAGCAAGAAUACAGAGUCUGCAGGAGAAUCAGAACCUAGUAAAGCAGAAGAUUCUGUCAAUGAAAGAUCAACACCAGAUACCAACACUGCGGUACCAACAAAGAACAUUGAAGGCCAGCUGACGCCGUACUUCCCGUUGGAGAUGGGGAAUGGAACCCCAUGUGUAUUGAAACAAAAUAAGCCUCGUUCCACCUCUGUACUGUACGUGUGUCACCCAGAAGCAAAACAUGAAAUCCUGUCCAUUGCUGAGGUGACGACCUGCGAAUACGAGGUGGUGGUACUAACGCCACUGCUCUGUGCUCAUCCUAAGUAUAGGUUCAAGUCAUCGCCAGUAAAUGUCAUCUUUUGCCAGGCACUGGCAGGCUCUCCAUUCAGGCCCCGCAGCCUCACCCACCAGGACCAGCAGCAGGAGGAGCUUCUUAGGCCACACUUCAGCCCUCCCACUGAGCAAGAGGAGGACACAUCACCUGUACGGGAAGAGGCUUUUACCUCUACCCACAAACCCAUGGCAGUAGGUGGACACACCCAGGUUACAGUCGGCACUACCCACAUAUCUCGCCUCACUGAUGAGCAGCUCAUAAAGGAAUUUCUGAGCGGUUCAUACUGUCUACAUGGGGGGGUGGGAUGGUGGAAAUACGAAUUCUGCUAUGGAAAACAUGUUCAUCAAUAUCAUGAGGACAAAGAACAGGGGACAAGUAUUGUUGUGGUGGGCAAUUGGAAUCAUGCUGAGCAUUUAGAGUGGGCCAAAAAGAACGUGGCACGCGCCUACCAGCUGAAAGAAGAGGGAAGCCAAAAAGUGAAAGUGGUAUCCCAUUUCUAUGGCCAUGGAGAUGUGUGUGACCUCACAGGGAAGCCAAGACAGGUCAUUGUGAAGCUCAAGUGUAAGGAAUCGGAGUCUCCUCAUGCUGUUGUUGUGUAUCUUUUGGAACCUCAGACGUGCCAGUAUAUUCUUGGGGUUGAGUCUCCAGUGAUCUGUAAGGUCUUGGACACAGCUGAUGAGAAUGGUCUUCUCUCCCUCCCUAGUUAGAAAGAAGACACACUAGUGAACUGGCCAUGUUUUAGGAAGAGGAAUAGCAUUAUAAUUGGAGUGAAAUGUGCAUUUCUGAAGGAAAGUGCCUGAACACAUGAUUUCCUCAUUAUCCCUUUAAGAACAAUUAGCUCUGGACUGAGCUCUGAAAGGUUCAUUUAUCCUGUGUUACAGCAGGUAUGUCUUUUGAAAUUAUGUUAAUUCUGGAGUUGGCAGUCGUGGAACUGCUUAAAUUCCUGAUCAGCCUGAGAACAUCUCUGAUUUUGUAACUUUUUGGCACAUUUUAAUGACUGCUCAUGUUUUAUUUUUUUAUUUAAUGCAAUAAUGUCUGCAGGGAACUAUUUUGUUGUUUUAAUGGUUUAUUUAUUUCUGUUAACAUGCUUGCUGUUGCAAGCAUCAAAUUCCAUUUUAAGUAAAGCUAAAAUUUAAGACUUUAAACAGUUUGUUCAUUGAAUAUAUGGACAGAUAUAUUUCUUUGCAAAAGGAGUGGAAUGGUUACAUAGUACAGCCAUCUGAGCAUAAAAAUGACGAGGCAAAUGCAGGAAGAAUUCAGACUGUGAGCUUUAUUUUGGACUAUAUAUAUAUAUAUAUGAACACGUACAAUAGACUUUGUGUUGAUACAUGAAAUUAUGUUUAUAAUUAUGAUGAAAUUAUGGAAGAAUCAUUACCAUGUGUGCUUACAGUCAUACAUUAGGGUAAGCAUUUGUCUUUUUUAUGUAAACACAACAUAACUGGGUUGUGCUUUGGAUAACUGUUAAAAUAUUUAGGGUGUGUGUGCACACAAAUUAAUGUAGUUAGUAAACUGUGCUUUAGUUCAUGGGUGUUGGCAUGGGUUUUUAAAACUGAUUUUUUUUUUUUUUUGAUUUAGAACAGAAUCCCAUUGUCCAAUUCAGUGACACUACUUGAGCAAAUAAAGAAUGAAUAUGGUUUGGUUAUAA
This is a messenger RNA of Clarias gariepinus (North African catfish), 2578 nucleotides long. RefSeq names its product endoplasmic reticulum lectin 1 (gene erlec1). Gene Ontology annotation, cellular component: endoplasmic reticulum lumen. The coding region runs from base 180 to 1640 and encodes 486 amino acids. Gene Ontology annotation, biological process: endoplasmic reticulum unfolded protein response; retrograde protein transport, ER to cytosol. The transcript has 14 exons. NCBI's taxonomy places the organism in Eukaryota, Metazoa, Chordata, Actinopteri, Siluriformes, Clariidae. The record is from RefSeq and is a predicted model, not a curated record.